Molecule: messenger RNA, 1342 nt
Organism: Rhopalosiphum padi (bird cherry-oat aphid)
Lineage: Eukaryota; Metazoa; Arthropoda; Insecta; Hemiptera; Aphididae
Exons: 1
Coding region: 143-1186 (347 amino acids)
Source: RefSeq, a predicted model, not a curated record
UUUGCGCGUUUUAACUUUCAAUGCUAUGUUCUUAGAUUUGUUAACACGCGAUUCUAGUUAGACUCAUAUUUAAUUUGAUUAUAUUUUCACAAUUUUGAAGUAAUUUUCUUCCUGACUGAAUAUUUUAUAAUUUACUUUAGUGAUGGACAACGAUAAUGAAAAAACAAUUACAUUAAUAGAGUCAACAAUUUCACCGACUGAUCUAUCUAUUACACCACAAAAAACACCAACAAUUACAGUGGCUGAGCCAGCGAUAACAUCGGACAAACCAACAAAUACAUCUAUCAAUUCUGAAAUUAAAUCGACUGAAUCAAUAAUUAUAUCGGUCAAGCUAGCUGCUACCCCUACCGAGUCGAAAAUUACACAGGCUAGGCCAAGAAUUACUCCAGCUGAGCUAAAAAUUACACCAAGAAUAACGUCGACCGAGUCGAUAAAAACACCAAUUGAAGAAGCAUUAUUCAUAAAGGAUCAUAUUAUUCGGCCGAAUCAACCACUCUUUUAUGUGAAAAAUCCGAAAGGGUGGUUUAAUCAAUUCGAAUCAAAAAUAUUAGCUGCGGAUUUAGUUGAAGACUUAACAAUGUACUACGAACUCUUAAAAGAAUUGAACAAUCAUGAUAUUUUAUGUUGUAUUCUAGACGUAUUUCAAAACAUGAGUAUGGUCAACAAGUACAUGUAUUUUAGAAGCCAUUUGCUCAAAAAAAUAUCUGAACAAGAAAGACUUUUAGAACUCGUAAGCGAUUUAAAAUUGGAAGAUAAAUAUCCAUCUUUUCUUUUAAAUGAAAUGAAACAAUUAACGGGUGAUAAAUUAUUAGAACAUAACUUACAACGUGUAUGGUUACAAAAACUACCAUCGCAGGUACGAGAUAUACUAUUGUUGUCUUCCGAUUCUUUGAGUUCUAUAUCGUUGUUGGCAGACAACAUUAAGGAUCUACAUUAUUUACCAGAAGUAAAAUCAUCAAAGGAAGCGGCUUACCAGUAUGUAAUUAACUUACUUUCAGGUAAUAUACACUCAAAGAUAUUGACUAAUGCGGAGCUUAUUGAACUUAUUCAAAGAUAUGAAAACGAACAUGAAUCGGCCAACUCAGAUGAUCAUCAAACAAAAAAUUCAGAAGCUAUCAAUAACACAAAUUCAAUUCCAAAAGAAAAAAAGCAAUCUUGUCUUAACAGCUUUUGCAAAUGCAUUUAGAUAUUAUUUUAAUCGACCAGAAUCACUAUGGGUAAUUUUCUAUGCAUGCAAACUAUCUAUUAAUCAUUUUUAACUACAAAAAUAUUUCUUCAGGUAAAGUACAAAAUAUAAAAAUAAUAGGUAUCAAUUGUUUGAAAGCUAUGGUGUUCAAACUAU